ACACAUUACGAUAUUGUUUACGUGUUUUGCUAGCUGAGAUUUGUGUUAUUUAAAAAAUAUGUCAUCCUGGAUAACAGGACUGGCGGACAAGGCCGAAAAUAUUCUGAACAAGCUGGACCAGAAUGCGGCAACGGCCCUGCAUACGGAAACCCCGACCAGUGGCCCAGUGGAUCCCAUGCGCAGGAGCAUGACCAGCAGCACUCAGUCUCUGUCAUUGUCAAUGAAAUCAACUCUAUCGCCAGCAAAGCGUUCGAGCGCCAAUAGCUCAUCUAGUGUGAAGAGCGAGGGCGGAGGAUCAGUGGUCACCAAGGAGAUGCGCCAGAAAAUGACUUCAUCAGCCAGUUUCUCACAUAACCCAGACAGCAAUGCCAACUCAAUGGACACCAGUGAACUGGCUGCCUUUAAGAUCGCCUUGAAUGAGAUCACAGCCGAAAGGGAUGAACUGCGUCUGCGUUUGGAGGAACUUAAUAACGAAACCGAGAAGUUCGAUCUGCAUCAACACAGCCAGAUGCUGGAAGUUAUGGUCAAAACUCUUUCCGAGGAGAGGGAUAAGGCGGUUCACGACCACAAUGAAGCUCAGUCUGCGAACAUGGCGUAUGUGCACUCUAUCUCCGAACUGGAAACAAACCUUGCAAAACUCCAACAGGAAUACAUGAGCACCGCUCACAAAUUGCAGAUGCAAACAAAGGAAACGGAUCAGCAACGACAAGAGCUCCAGGAAUACCGCAUUAAAGCGCAGCGGGCCUUACAAGCCAAGGAUUCCCUUAUCGCAGAGUUGAAAGAUAAACCCGUUGAGGAGGGUUCUGAUCCCCACUUAGUGGCGAAGGACAGUGAGACGCGAUUCCUACAAAUCGAACACGAAUCACUUAAACAAGAACUAGACCAUGCCAACGAGGAAUUGCAAAAGGCACGACUGCAGUUGGAGGAUUAUCUUUCUCAGGAGAGACAACGUCAGGUUGAGCUAAGUUCAGCGCGCCAGCGGGAAGAAUCGCUCGCCAAGGAGUUGAGACAAGCACGAGAACACACUGUGACCUCUGAGUCGGAUCAAAGAGUGCUUACCCAGGAGUUAGCAUCACUUCGGCAGCAACUUAGUAACCAGAUGGCCGCUUCUGCAACUCGACUCCAAGAGCGAGAACAGCAGUUGCAGCAAAUGCGCCAGAGGCUCAGCGAAGAGGCAAAUUCUGGAGCUAAAAACGAUUAUGAGACGCGGUUGAAAGCACUCACCCAAUCGUUAGUAGAAAGGCAAGGUCUUUUGGAAAGAGUUACAAGUGAGAGGAAUGCCCUGCGAUUGCAACACGAGAAGGCGCAGACACAGUUGCAGCAGAACAUGCACAUGAUAGAGAUGCAGAGCCAGAGAGGCAGCUCGCGACAUGCUUUGCUUAACAGCACAGAUGAUGUCAAAGCACAAUUCCCGUUGCUCAUGCAUCCAAGUCCCUUCGACAAUCGUGUGGCACGUCGCUUCAAGAGAGCCCUUCGCCAGGCGGACUCUAUGGGCAUCCGGGUGGGAACCUUUUUGCGCCGUUAUCCAAUGAUGCGUGUCUCUGUGAUCGUGUACGUGGCUCUACUCCAUCUUUGGGUAAUGUUUGUGCUGCUCUCUACAACACCAAACUAAUCGAAUCAAAUCAAAUCCAUUUAAUUGAGCAAUUGUUUUAUUUUUAAAUAUUGUAUGUAAUGUAUUUUACACGCCAAAAUUGGAUAUCUAGGAGUACGAGUAUAUGUGUGUCAUGUUUGUGGUUGCAACAAUUGUAUAUAUCAUUAGUAUACUUGUGUCUCGCACUCGAUCUAAAUUCAAUAUUCAAUAAACAUCAACUAUGUACAGAAA
Messenger RNA from Drosophila eugracilis, 1822 nucleotides. It is a transcript of the gene Golgin84, whose product is annotated as golgin-84. NCBI's taxonomy places the organism in Eukaryota, Metazoa, Arthropoda, Insecta, Diptera, Drosophilidae. Gene Ontology annotation, biological process: Golgi organization; retrograde transport, vesicle recycling within Golgi. The record is from RefSeq and is a predicted model, not a curated record. Gene Ontology annotation, cellular component: Golgi membrane; Golgi cisterna. Bases 59 to 1612 code for a protein of 517 amino acids. The transcript has 2 exons.